This is a messenger RNA of Rotaria sp. Silwood2, 633 nucleotides long. NCBI's taxonomy places the organism in Eukaryota, Metazoa, Rotifera, Eurotatoria, Philodinida, Philodinidae. The record is from the annotation of a GenBank genome assembly.
AUGAAUGCUCAAUCGAAUAAACAAGCAUCGAUUUAUUCUCCAUCUUUCUAUUCAUCACCUACAGGUUAUAAAAUGUGUCUUCGACUUUAUUUGAAUGGUGAUGGAACUGCUCGACAAACACAUAUGUCAUUAUUUUUCGUUCUUAUGCGUGGUGAAUAUGAUGCCAUUUUAAAAUUUCCAUUUAAUUUUAAAGUGAUAUUUUGUUUGUAUGAUCAAAAUAAUCAACAAAAUAAUAUUAUUGAUUCAUUUCGACCUGAUAUAAAAUCAAGUAGUUUUCAACGACCACGUUCGGAUAUGAAUAUUGCUAGUGGUAUACCAAAGUUUAUUCCUCUAGCAACGUUACAAAAUGAAAAUAAUUCAUAUGUACGUGAUAAUACAAUGUUUAUUAAAGUGACCAUCGAUUUUGACAAUAUGCCAAAAAGACUUGUAUCUUAUGCAUUAAGUCUUAACCCAGGCUUGACAAAUUCCAUACAACAAACAAUGAUUCGACAGGAACAUGAACGACAAGAACAAGUGUUAAUUUCUUCAACAACAAAUCUUCAGACAGAUCAAUCUGUAGCAGAGAAUCUAUCAGAUGACAAUAUACUUUUAAAUAUCCCAGCGAACGAAAAUAUCAAUCAAAUGACACCAUGA